Hibiscus syriacus is the source of this 1565-nucleotide messenger RNA. Its product is annotated as PP2A regulatory subunit TAP46-like. Lineage: Eukaryota; Viridiplantae; Streptophyta; Magnoliopsida; Malvales; Malvaceae. The coding region runs from base 203 to 1411 and encodes 402 amino acids. Gene Ontology annotation, biological process: regulation of dephosphorylation; regulation of signal transduction. Gene Ontology annotation, molecular function: protein phosphatase 2A binding. The record is from RefSeq and is a predicted model, not a curated record. The transcript is spliced from 9 exons. Gene Ontology annotation, cellular component: cytosol.
CAUCCUCUCUCUCUCAGCGAACCUUGUUCCUUUCGAAUUUCUUUCUUUGCAGAUACAAAAAAUUGUGAUUUUCAAUUUACCCUCGAGAUUUCUGAAUAUUGAAAUAUCGUCGCCACCCAUUCGGGUCAAGAUUUUCUAAUUCGUUUCUUCUUUCCUCGAAGUUGGGUUAGUAUAAAUUCUAGGGUUUCUCCGACAGUCAUCUAUGGGUGAAUACAAAGUGGAGGAUAUGUCGUUGGCAGCUCUGUUCGAUCAGGCUCGUAAGAUCUAUCUUACGUCCACGGAGUCUGGUGCUGACCAGGAUCUGGUGAAGAAAGGAUGCGAGUUGCUUGGGAAGUGUGAGGAUAUGGUGAACAGUCUAGGGCUUUUCUCAUCCAAUGAAACCAAAGAUGAUAUCAGCACCAUCAAUCUUAAGUACAUCUUGGUGCCAUUUUAUCUUGCAGAGCUGACCGAAAAGCUUGCAGGGGAAGAAAGGAUACAAAUUCUCAAGAUUUCACAGGCAAAAUUGAAGGAAUUCAUUUCGUUUUGUGAGGCAAUGGAACUAGUACCACAGGAAGAAUUGGAAGCUUCUGCAAAAGGAGCUUCAAAUUCUUUUGCUGAUCGAAGAGCCUUGAAGAUUGCUCGGUUUAGACGUCAAAAAGCUGCAGAAACAAAACUGACAGAAAUAAAGGAGUGGAAAGAGCGACGUGGGCGUUCAACAAAAGCAGCUGCCUUAUCCACUCCUGUUGAGGUUGGAGAGGAUGAUCAGCUGGAUGAUGAUGGGGAGGAGGAAAGAGAGGCUUGGCUUACUACUAUCUCGUUGGCUAUUUGUAAGGCUUUUGAUCUGCUCGAAAUGCUGAAGAAGGAAGAAGAAAUGCUUUCUGCUAUAAAAGAGAAACAGCUAAAGGAUGGGGAAAAGGAAUUUUCUGAGGCUAACCUUGAUGAUCGCACCAAGAAAGCAGAGGCAUGGCAUCGUGAUGCUGCAUCUCGUGCACGAUAUACUCAACCUGCAGCACCUAUCACAUGUGCUACAUUUGCUCAAGAUGUUAUAGAAGGAAGGGCAAAUGUUUCACAAGCACAUGUCCACAAACACCAGCCAAUGAUCUUUGGACCGCAAAGCCUUAUAGGUGGAAGCCUAACAAGUGAGAGGGAAAGGAUUGCAGCACAGGUUUUCCAACCUGCUUAUAGGAUGCCAACGAUGAGUAUCGAGGAAGCUGGUUUGAGGGAGAUGGAGAUGAUGAAUAAGUGGCAGGAGAGGAACGCAAAAAUGUUUGAAGAAACCAACUCAGCAUGGCACAAGGACAAACCAAAGAUGGGACCAAGUGAUGAUGAUGAAGAUGAUGAUGCUGCCCAAGAUAAGGCAAGAGCAUGGGAUGACUGGAAAGAUGAUAAUCCUCGAGGUGCUGGCAAUAAAAAGCUUACCCCCUGUGGGUAAUAGUGAUAAGUAGCUCUCCUACUCUUAUAAAGUAUUUGCUCAAACCUAAUAAAUUAUGGUUUUAGGAACAUCUCUUACAUUCUUAUCGAUUUUGUUCUUGCUGAAUUUUGUUUGUUUGAACCAUAAAUAUAUAAAAUGCACCUUAUUCUCACAA